Molecule: messenger RNA, 3753 nt
Organism: Diabrotica virgifera virgifera (western corn rootworm)
Lineage: Eukaryota; Metazoa; Arthropoda; Insecta; Coleoptera; Chrysomelidae
Exons: 1
Coding region: 1-3753 (1250 amino acids)
Source: RefSeq, a predicted model, not a curated record
AUGAAUACGUGCAGCAGGUGUGACAAAUCGUAUUCGCGUUCGGAUAGCCUGUCGCGACAUAUAAAAAAAUGCAAAUACGGAAAUGUGGAUAGUGAUAAGAAUGGGGAUUAUUAUAUUCCCAAAAAAAGAUUAAGACCACUUGGAGUGGAAGUGAUAGAUUCAACUGUUUCGAAAUUAUCACACGCGUUUAAAAACAGAAUCGCAUCUUAUCGUUUUAAUAGUGGUAAAAAACUGGAUUAUCAUGGAUUUUUAAACGAUGUUAAACCCAAAGUUUUGAACAUUUUGAGUGAAUAUUUACAUCAGCACAAUAUCAUAAAGGUAAAUUUUGAAAUAUUUGGUAUUUAUCUAAAACCUGACACUAACUUAUCAGAUAUCAAGUCCAUGAACACAUGCAAUAAAAUUAUAACUAUCAGCACUGAAUUGGAUGAAGUAUUUGAUCAUUUUAAGGAAGAACUGAUGACACAAGCAUCUGAAUUUCAAGAGAAAGAUUCAAAUUGGUUAUUGCAGGAAAUAAUGUUUUUAGAUGUUAACAUAAACAAAUAUAGUAGUAUUUCUGCAUCAACAUAUAUUCGUCUCCCAAUACCUAUAGUACGAAAACACGCUAUUUUAAAUAUCGAAAACAAAGAUAAUAAGUGUUUUGCAUGGAGUAUUAUUGCAGCUAUUUUUCCUGCUAGUGGCAACCCAACCAAACCAGAAUCAUAUCCACCAUACGAUGCCUUGUUGAAUUUUGAAGGAAUUGACUUUCCGAUGAAACUAAAAGACAUUAAAAAGUUUGAGACCCUCAAUAAUAUUUCAGUAAAUGUUUAUGGGCUGGAAUCCAAUUUCGUAAAUAAUAAAAGGCAAUAUGAAAUAGUUGGACCAUUGUAUUUUACAAGUAAUCGCCAUGCCACUCACGUGAACCUUUUGCUUAUAACAAAUGAUAAACAAAGUCAUUAUUGUCUGAUUCUAGACAUGCUGAGACUUGUAAAAAGUCAAAAAACAAGUAACCAUCGCAAAGAAUAUUUAUGUGAUGGAUGUCUACAAUUCUUUGUUUGCGAAGAAAAGCUCCAUAAUCACCAAAAUAACGACUGUUCUCAUAUUUACACAGAACUUCCCACAACGAAACCUAAAAUCAAUAAGUUUGGUGAAAUGGUGCCAGAAAAUAUACUAAAAUUUAUAAAUAUCCAAAAAAUGUUACCUGUGCCAUUUGUGAUCUAUGCUGAUUUUGAAAGUCUGCUAAAACCCAUAGACCAUGUUGAACCUUGCAAUGGAAAUUCAUAUUCCGUUAAAACUGCUGAACACCAAGCAUAUUCAUUCGCAUUUUACCUUAAAUGCAACUAUGAUGAUUCACUUUCAAAACUAAUAAAAUAUGAAGGACAGGAUGCUCCCAAAGUGUUUAUACAGAAAUUGGAUGAUUUAGUGCAUGAACUAUAUAACAAUCACCUUAAACAUAUUAAACCAAUGUCGCCGUUAACAAAAGAAGAAAUUGAAAAACAUGAGAGUGCUACCGAGUGUUACUUGUGUGGAAAGCCAUUUAAUCCUUUCAAUCGUAAGGUGAAAGACCAUCACCAUCUCAAUUCAUUAUAUCUUGGACCUAGCCAUAACUCCUGUAAUAUAAAUAACAAACUCUCAAAUACAAUACCCGUGUUCUUUCACAACAUGAGUAAUUAUGAUUGUCAUCUUUUUAUUAAAGAGCUUUCAACAACUGGUGAAAAAGUUUCAGUAAUUGCACAGACGAAAGAAAAAUAUAUCACAAUUUCUAAAGGAAUUUUGGUAGAAAAGUCGAAAAAUGGCCUAGAUAAAUACAUAACUCUAAAAUUUGUUGAUUCAUACAGAUUUUUGGCAAAAUCUUUGGAUAUUCUGAGCACAACCUUAAAUUCGGAGCAGUGUACAGAAAUUAGAAAGUAUUUUCCAAAUACUAAACACUUUGAACUUGUGAGACAUAAGGGUGUGUUUCCUUAUUCAUAUAUGGAUGGAUUUGAUAGACUUAAAGAAAAAACACUACCACCUAAAGAAAAUUUCUACAAUAAUCUAACCAACAAACACAUUUCUGAUGAAGAUUAUGCAAGAGCAAUUGAUGUAUGGAACACAUUUGAUUGUAAAUCUAUGAGUGACUAUGCUAUGGUGUACUUAGUAUCAGAUGUCUUAUUAUUGGCUGAUGUGUUUGAAAAUUUUAGAAAAAUAUGUCACAAAGAAUACAAUUUGGAUCCUUGUCACUACAUAACUGCUCCUGCAUUAAGUUGGGAUGCUAUGUUAAGAUAUACAGAAAUUGAACUAGAGCUUCUUACAGAUGUGGACAUGGUACACUUUUUAAAGAAAGGAGUAAGAGGAGGUGUGGCACAAUGUAGCAAACGAGAAGCCGUGGCAAAUAAUCAAUAUGUACCUAACUAUGAUCCACAACAACCCGAGUCUUACAUCAUGUAUCUAGAUGCCACAAAUUUAUAUGGUGCAGCCAUGUGUCAAUAUCUUCCAUAUGGAAAUUUUAAAUGGGUAACCGAUGUAGAAAACUUCAACUGUUUUUCGGUGGAGGAUGAUGGGGAUAAAGGGUAUGUGUUGGAAGUAGAUUUGGAAUAUCCAGCUCAUUUACAUUCUUUACAUAAUGAUUUACCAUUCUGUCCCGAGAGCAUGGUACCUCCAGGAAGCAAAUUUCCUAAACUUAUUCCAAAUUUCAACAAUAAAACUAAAUACAUUAUCCAUUAUCGCAAUCUUAAGCAGUGUCUUAGGUAUGGUCUGGUACUAAAAAGGAUUCAUCGUAUACUAGAGUUUUCGCAAUCACCAUGGUUAAAAAAAUAUAUUGACCUAAACACAUCACUCAGAAACAAGGCCAAAAACGAGUUUGAACGGGAUCUUUUUAAGCUUCUGGUUAAUGCAAUAUUCGGUAAAACUUUAGAGAACGUUGAAAAAAGAAGAGAUAUCCGCCUGUGCACCCGCUGGGAAACAAAAACAAGUUCGUUGGGAGCCAGGGUACUUAUCUCUAAACCAGAAUUCAAGUCUUGUUCCGUGUUUAAUGAGAAUUUGGUGGCAAUACAUUUGGGUAAAACCAAAAUAGUUUAUGACAAGCCUCUCUAUGUUGGUUUCACAAUUUUAGAUUUAUCAAAAACAGUGAUAUAUGAUUUUUAUUAUGGAUACAUCAAAAAGAAAUAUGGUGAAGCCGCAAACUUGUUAUACACAGACACAGACUCCCUGAUUAUGGAGAUAUUUACCCCCAAUUUCUAUGAGGAUAUGAAGAGAAAUUUAGAACAUUUCGACACCUCCAACUAUCCAACUGAUAAUAUUCACAGGAUACCGAAAACACCAUCAAUACUAGGAAAAAUGAAAGAUGAAUUUGCAUCUGUACCCAUUCAAUGUUUCUAUGGUACAGGUGCUAAAGCUUAUUGUAUAGAAGCAAAUACAAUAAUAAAAAAAGCAAAAGGAAUUUCAAAACACGUAACCAAAACACAGUUGCAAAAGAGUGAUUAUGUACUAUUAGUGAAAAAAGGUGGUGUAAUUUUUAGAAAAAUGUAUGUAUUUGUGUCUAAUUUACAUACCAUAUAUACGGAACUUAGGAAUAAAGUGGCAUUAUCUUCUAAGGAUGACAAACGCUGUGUAAUAAACGGUGACGUAAAAACUCUUGCGUGGGGGCAUUUUCUAAUUAGUCCACAUAAUGGUACUAUAGAUGAUCUGAUUAGGUUUGGGAAUGAGCUGCUACACACCCCGGAAUUGGUCGAUUUAGAAAAUAUUCCUCUUGAAGAAUUGUUUCAAGUCGAUUCUUUUCAAUAUGAUUCAUACUUGUAA